Penicillium samsonianum is the source of this 1155-nucleotide messenger RNA. Its product is annotated as exosome non-catalytic core subunit RRP42. The transcript is spliced from 2 exons. Gene Ontology annotation, biological process: U4 snRNA 3'-end processing; nuclear polyadenylation-dependent mRNA catabolic process; exonucleolytic trimming to generate mature 3'-end of 5.8S rRNA from tricistronic rRNA transcript (SSU-rRNA, 5.8S rRNA, LSU-rRNA). Gene Ontology annotation, cellular component: cytoplasmic exosome (RNase complex); nuclear exosome (RNase complex). The record is from RefSeq and is a predicted model, not a curated record. The coding region runs from base 1 to 1155 and encodes 384 amino acids. Lineage: Eukaryota; Fungi; Ascomycota; Eurotiomycetes; Eurotiales; Aspergillaceae.
AUGUCAAACCAACGACAAGCCUCCUCCGCCUCUCAAGUCCCCCACCUCUCACCCGCUGAACUCUCCUACCUCUACACCUCCCUCAGCCUCCCCAAGAACCCAAUCCGACCAGACGGCCGCUCACCCACACAGUUCCGCCCUCUUUCCGCCGAGACCACCAUCCUGCCCGGCACGAACGGCAGCGCGCGCAUCGGGUUUGCAGACGGCACGCAAGCGAUCGUCGGCGUGAAAGCAGAAGUCGAGAAGACCGUUCUUGCAGCCGACACGCUCGACUCGCGCAGUCUGGCGCAGCAUGGUGACGCACUGAACCGCGAGGGCGAGCAGGGCUCGGCCGCUGUCUCAGGUCAGGGAGAGUGGGUGCAGAUGUCGAUUGAGAUCCCCGGGUUUAGGGAUGAUGAUGCCCUGCCUGUAUUUUUGAGUGAGAUGAUGCGGGAGAGUCUGGUUGGUUCUGUUGCUGGUGGGAAUGGGGAUGCCGCGAAGGAGAUGGCCGGUGGGUUGAAGGGGAGACUGGUUAUUAACAAGCGGUGGCAUUGGCGCUUGUAUAUUGAUGUCCUGCUCCUCUCUCAACCUCUCGCAUACCCCCUCCCCCUCCUCUCGCUCACAACCCACCUCGCCCUCCUCAGCACUAAGCUACCGAAACUCAAGUCCACGGGUGAAGAAGACCCCUUCUUCGACGAUGACUGGGAUGCCGCGGAGUAUCUCUACCCGCGCUCUAAUACUUCCAAAUCUCCUCUCUCCGCCGCUCCAUCAUACCCCGUCCGCCCACCUGUAACGCUGCUCGUGAUCUCCGUCGGUGAUAACGUCAUCUUUGACCCCAACCGUGAAGAAAUCGCCGUCGCAGACGCCGUCCUGGCCAUCUCAGUUACGCGCAGCAGCGACUCCGAGACUUUGAAAUUGCUAUCGAUCCGCUCCAUCGAUCCCCCCUCCCGCCUCACUCAGCCUGGUAUCCCCAAUUCCGAAAAUGUGAAUAUGCUUGGUGCUACUGCGGCGCCUGGCGAGGAAUCUGGUGGUCAGGAGGAGGUUGAGGGUGUCUGGCGUCCGCGCAGAGGUGGUGCUAAGCGCAGUGUCAUUGCACGCAUGAUUAAGACUGUUCUCGGUAAGGGCGGUGUUGGCGAGGAGGUCCUUGAGGGACUUGAGGGGGUUGAAGUGCAAUAA